AUCUGAAAAGGAAGUAAACGAGCCAGGUGAAAAAAGAGAUAUAAUAUUCCUUUAAAACCGACGUAUUUAUUGUUUUUAUAAUUCCAUACAUAAGUGCAUUUCAGGACUUUCAUUUGCUAUUUCCUCAAAUUGGAUUAACAUAUCUGUGUCGGUAAUAAAGACAACAAACAUAGCAACAAUUUUAAAUACAUGAAGACAAGGACGAUUGAACCAGUAUAAAAGAAACAGGCCAUGUCUUCCACUACUGAUGAUGUAGCCUCUACCGAUGAUGUUGUAGUAGGCUUAGAGGUCGGAGCAUUCGCCAUAGCUAUUUUACUUUCAAUUUUUCUUUCUUGCUUUGAGAGAAACAAACGUGGUGGAAGACCAGGUAUUGUGGUACCGAUAAACUUUUUGAAAGAUGAUAAUUUAGCCAUUGUUUAUACAGCUGCGUUCGGAUGUACUUCAAUUCAACUCCUGAAUUUGAUAUUAUUGAAAGGAUUCGUUUUAGAUUCGUUCAAUAUUCCACGAUUGGUUAUCCCUUGGGUUAGAGUUUUUGUUUGGCUGAUUAUGGCACUGUUUGUUUCCCUGAAAUUUUAUCCUGUAUUUGCUGUUAUAAGAUGCAAAAGAAUUAUCAUUGAACCAUUGAUUGGCCUGUUCUACACUUCAUUCAUAUUUUCAUCCUUAAUUUACCAGCUGACCAACUCUUUGGGUGUUAAAAGAGUAGAUGCUUAUGUUUUAGUUUAUAUACCCACAUCAUUAUGUUAUGUGAUAUUAAUUGGCUAUUUUCUGUACACGUCAGUUCGUCAAACCUAUAGUUUUGUCAGACGUCUUAAACAUGAUACAGAUAAUGAGGGCUCCAAACCAUGCACAAGCAAGCUGCAAUAUAAUUAUGUAAAAUGGUUAUUGAAAAACCCAGAACGCGACAUUGAAACACGUACAGACACAGGGUUGAAAAGGUCAAUCCAGGAAUGCAGUAAAAAUAUAAAAAACAAAAUUGGUGUGAGGUCUCCUCUACAUGCUUCACCCAGAGUAAUUGCAACAUUUGUUGUAGCAGCAAUUGCUUUAUUUCAGGUUGGCAUGGAUCUGCUCACUAGUUAUAUCUUCUAUCAACCUGGACUUCAGUUUACCACAUUCUUCAAACUGAAAUUCUUCAACACAUCUGGAGAAGCAUUUUUACCUGAAAUUGAAACAUUUUUUAUUGUUGCAGAUGCUGGUUUUUACACAUCAAUCUCUCUGUCCAGCAUAUUCAUGGUCGUUUAUAUCAUUGCUAUCUUCAUCAGUUAUCGUAAAGAUCUAGAAAAAAUGCAAAGAGGAGACUACACAUUCUUGCCAAUGAAACUCAGAAAGAGCUUAAAUGACAAUCUAGUGGCAUCAAGUUUACGAUAUUCCGGGGUACAGAUUGCAUUCUUAAUAUGGUGUUACAUAUUGAUAAUACUGAUGUUAUGGAUACUUUGCUUUAUGAUUGCCUACAUUAUAAUUUUGCCUUUAGCUGGAAAGAUUCCAUUUUCGUUUUUUGAGCCAGUACUUAUUAUUCUACCGUUAGUGAUGAUGAAUUUCGGCUUUAAGAAACUGCAAGUCUUUUUAUCAAGAACAUUCUUCCAACAAGAUUUUACUGUUAUUAUGUCUAAAGGGUUAAAAACUCAGAAAGCUCUUGCAUUAGACAAUCUAAAAAUAUUCAACAUAUUGUCUUUCUUCAUGUUCUUCUUCCACGUCAUCAUUGGAUUUAUAAGUUGUAUAAAUAGGAUUUUGAUUGGUCUAUUGAUUGGUCUUGUAUCACUAGCCAGGAUAGAUAAGUGUAUGCUUCCAAGAGGUUUUGAGAAGUUUGACAAAGGCUAUUCAACUUAUAUUGGUAUGUUAAUGGUAGAAGUUCAUCACAGAAAUCCAGUAGCGUCAGUAUUUUGCGACGAAUUGCUAGUUAUCAACAAAGAAACAGGAUGUGCUAACGUUUUACUGACACCUGUCAAAGCAAAACGAGGGAAAGUCGAAACAAAUAGCCAAAAACACAGACGGAUUUGCCGUAAAUGGUCUAAGCUAUACACACUUAUUAACAAUCCUUCGGCAAGACGUAAUUAUGUGGAACAGAACUUUGAAUGUUCAAUCGAUCAAGUUGAAAUCGCCAUGUAGUUGCACGACCGUGUUGAUUAAAGGAUUCACAAAGGAGUGGAAUUGUUGUAAUUUUAAAAUGGUCUUUAUUUCGAGGAUUGUUUACAGUAUUCACUAAGAUGAUGAUAGCUUGUAAGAAAAUUGGAGAGAUACACAUACAAUUUUCAUAGUGAAACGUGGUAUUUAUCAUUUAUAAUGUUGUUUUUUUUCUAUAUCAUUACUACCUUCGGGUACAUAUAUAUCACAAUGUUAGAGUAGAUCUGAUUCUUUAAUUCCUCCCCGACCGGGAAUGGAACCUUUAGUUUUACUUCUCACUUCUACGACAACACCGCCUAGCAUUGCACAGACGCUUUAACUCCUCUAACUAUGUAUAGCUGAUAAAAAUCAGCUUUCGUUUCGGGAGGUGUUACCUUCGCGUUACUACUCAUCUGUUUAGUAUAGCAUUUAUAGAUGCAGGAUGCUUUUCUAUUUUUUAGAAACAUACAAUCAAUGUAUAUAUAUACAUGUAUAUAUACGAUAAGAUGCGGGAUUAAAUCUAAACAAAUAAGAAACCCUACCAUGUGUUCAUGUGCCUGAAUUAUAUCAGGCACUUCUUCAGUUAUUGUCCAUCGUAAUAUCUUAAUGGUUUUAUCGUGUUAAGUAAAUUUGUAGCAGAUAUUUAAAAGUCUUUUGUAUGAUUAUUCUUUAAAAAAGAAAGGGAAUGAAGAUACCAAGGGAAAAAUCAAAAACCACAAUUAAAACAAAAUCGGACAAGACCAUGGAGGAAGCAAGACAACUCAUCUUGCCAAAUCGCCCCAGACCAACUCGCUCACUUUUGACCAACUCAGCCCACUUUCUAGGCCUGCAAACUCGCCCCACCAAAACAAAAUGAUGAGAUAGCCCAAGAUCCCAUCACCUACACCAUGGUUGUCUCCUGUACACAGCGUGGAAAGAGUAGGUUUGUAGAUAUCCACGGGUACAUAUUCAACGUGAAGGUAAGCACAUUUAUUUUAGACAAAAAUUAGAUAACAUAAUUAUCGUACAUUGCCGGCAGCAUAUCAACAACUGGACUCUUGACUCCAUGUGGUUGUGUCAACGGUCAAGUCGAUAGCUAUUGAACUGUAUAAAGAAACUCUAUGGUGUUGACAAUCUAGUAUGCCAUCAAAUUUGUGUUUAUGUUUUUGUAUCAAGAGCUGACAUUUCUCAUCUACUACGUUCAGUUUUUAUGCUUUGUCUUUAAUUGUGUGUUCAUUCCAGUGCUUGACAUUAAUUGAUUCUAACAAUUUGUUAUAUAUAAAAAAAGAAGAUUUGGUA
Mytilus californianus (California mussel) is the source of this 3375-nucleotide messenger RNA. Its product is annotated as stimulated by retinoic acid gene 6 protein-like. Bases 232 to 2103 code for a protein of 623 amino acids. The transcript has 17 exons. Gene Ontology annotation, biological process: vitamin A import into cell. Lineage: Eukaryota; Metazoa; Mollusca; Bivalvia; Mytilida; Mytilidae. Gene Ontology annotation, cellular component: plasma membrane. The record is from RefSeq and is a predicted model, not a curated record. Gene Ontology annotation, molecular function: signaling receptor activity; retinol transmembrane transporter activity.